CAGCCUCUUGGUAACACCCUCCGGAGCUUUCCAAGUUUUCCGGCAUGCUGCGAGCCCUCUCACACAGGCACAACAGAACAUAGGCGGUUCCGAAAGGAUAACAAACGAAAGUAAGCCGAUGAUAAGCCCAAUGCGGACGCGGAUUCUGAGAGCAAGGGCGUUACCAUCCGCCCCGAAUCGCUUGGCGAUCGAGCCGCCCCCGGUAGUCACCAUCGAUGACGAAGAAGUCGGCUCGAGAAACCAAGAGUCAGAGAUGGGAGCAGACUGCAAUAUUGACGAUCCAGGGAUCGCUGAUUCGAAUUUUUACAAACUGACGAUUCUGAAACAUCCCGAUGAGAUCGACAGAGGAGAAUUCAGACUCCGAGCGCAGCAAGUCCGCGUGGGCACGUUCCUUUUGAAGGAUCGACUAGUUACGUUCAGUCGGAGCAAUUUACAAAUUCUCGCCCGUCCAGUGGAUUCUCUGACCCAAGAAGUGGAACUGAAUUUCACGUAUAAAGACAUCCUGAAGACCAUGUGGGCGCUGAGUGCGGAGACUCCGGCUAUGUUGUUCAAUUUCUCACCUGAUUGUGGAGAACGGAUACGAGGAGCUCUGCACAUGAAAACCCACGAGGCAGUGAAAAAUCGAUGGUGUAAUGACGCCAAACACCCAUAUUUCGAACCUAAAGCACCUUUCGAGAGACAGCGACAAGUCGUCAUAUUGCUCGGUGAAUCUCUGAGUGAGGAGGAGUACAGAUUGAUCCAAGAUUGUUACAUGAGUCCCAAAGGGCAUAUGAAAAAAGAAUUCGCAGAAAAAAUACUGGAACUCACAGCGCCCAACAUAAAUACGCCCGAGACGCCUCUACCAGUUGAGGAGUCGGUCCCGAGCAUCCUCCAACCCCAGGAACUUAUGCGACCGGGCACGAGUUCUACGAUGAGACCUGGAAUCCGAAAGCGAAAAACCGGCGAUGAUCCCCCGUCGCAUUUCGUUACCGGUAACGGAAUCGUCACCGUCAUGGCAGUCCCGACGGCUCGGGCUCUGCCGAAACUCCAGCCGGGCGUCGUGUUCACCGACGAUUCUCCCAUCUGUCAAUAUCCCCCGUCUGGCAAAGGGAGCAUCGUCAUCAGAGCUCCUGACCUGCUCACUCUGAUGCCCGACAAAUCUGUCAACGAUGCAGUCAUCGAUUUCUAUCUCUCGUACAUAAUUGGCGAAUUGUUGCCGAAGGAGCGCGCCGACAAAGUAUUCGCUUUCAAUACUUUCUUCUACUCCUCGUUGGUCAAAGAUCCUCCGAAAACUGUGGCCACGGGGAUCCCAGCGGCUCGCAGGCACCACGCGAAUGUAAAGCGUUGGACGAAGGGAGUCGACCUCUUCGCCAAAGAUUUCAUCCUGAUACCGGUCUGCGAGCAUUCGCAUUGGUUCCUGAUCAUAGUGUGCUAUCCCUGGUUGGUUCCGAAAAAGCUCGGGAUCAAAAUGGACUGCAUGAAUAAGGAUGGCGCAGAGCCGAAUCUAGUCGAUACGCCCGCCAAAGAUUCCCCUGACUCCAGCACUGGAGGCCCCGAUCCCUUGAGAGUGAAUCAAGCACAGAAAGACUCAACGCCUGCAGUUCCGUCACCAAUGCAGCGGAGGAGUGAUCUCAAAGCUGGAAUCUUCGUUUUCGAUUCGCUGCGAGGGAACGUGACGCCCUCGAGUGUCUACCCGUUGAUAAGGAAUUAUCUCACGGAAGAGUUCCUCGUUAAAAAAGAGGUCGAGUGCUCGUUCGAUUACUAUACCAUGCGAGGUUACUACCCGAUAGCGCCGCAGCAGACUAAUUUCCACGACUGCGGAAUAUUUCUGCUCGAGUACGCGAAAAAGUUCCUGCUCAACCCACCCGCACCUGAGGACAUGGGUCUCGGAAGUAGAUUCAACAAAAUGUUCGAUCCCGACCACAUCAUGGAGGAGGGUCGCUGGCAUCUUGCGGAGGUCAUGUUUCUGUUGAAUGAGAAGCAGUUUCCAGAACUGAAAGGCAUGCCCCGAGCGAAGUACGAGAAGCAGAUCAGAGUGAAGGGCAAAACUGUCGGCGAAGAGACCAGCUUGGUUCCCAUCAAACGGACGCGGGCGGGAAACGCGCCCAAAUGAGUAUCUGGACCGCGGUCUACUCCGCAUCGAAAAUCGGAGGCGACUCCAGGCGCUGAUGCGCGGAAAUCCAAACUUUCAUGAAACUUCCGCGUCUUACCGGCUGCGGACUGUCUUGCGAGAAACCUUAGGUACCGAGCCGUCUCUCGGAAGGGGACGUUGUGGCGUUUUGUACAUUGUUGACCUCAACUAUGAUGGAUGGUCCGAUAUAAAUUGUUGAUGA
Messenger RNA from Galendromus occidentalis (western predatory mite), 2312 nucleotides. RefSeq lists its product as uncharacterized. The transcript is spliced from 9 exons. Gene Ontology annotation, molecular function: SUMO-specific endopeptidase activity. Gene Ontology annotation, biological process: protein desumoylation; proteolysis. Gene Ontology annotation, cellular component: cytoplasm; nucleus. Bases 119 to 2092 code for a protein of 657 amino acids. The record is from RefSeq and is a predicted model, not a curated record. Lineage: Eukaryota; Metazoa; Arthropoda; Arachnida; Mesostigmata; Phytoseiidae.